CGGGACUUUCUCUCUCCUAUCACCUCUCUCUCUCUCUCUCUCUCCUUUCCUUCGCCACUCCAAUGAACUUCGUGACGGCUCAAGCGCCUCUUCCCCUAAAAGAUUUAUUAUUAAGAUAAAUAAACGAUAACUCCAAAAUUUAUUCCUCUUUCAGAAAAAUCCUCCAAUUCCCACAUCAAAACAUACAAAAUCAGAACCAAAAAUCAAAUAUUUUUCUCUUCUUCCUCGCAUAAUCCCACAGCUGUAGUUUACCAAGCUUCUCCCCUUUCCCUCCCUCAAUAUCCCCACUCCCGUACGCGUUUACCCACCAGAAUCCUCACCUUCUUCUUCCUUCCUUCCGCCAUUUCCCCCCACCACUAGAAAAGGGGGAAAACCCAGCAGCUUCAUUCAACACGUCACUUCCCCCAUCGGAACCCAGAAGCCCAAAAUCACUAAAGAUGCCGGGUUUCUUCGUUCCCUUCGCUCUCGCCGCGUUUCUCUUCCUACCCAUCUGCUCGAUUGCCCAGACUACCGGCGGCGGGACCCGAGCGACGCCCUCGGCGGCGGCGCCGGCUCCUGCUGCCGACGAAUGCAACGGGAUCUUUGUGUCUUAUCGUACAGGGACCGGAUCCAAGAUCGCGCCCACGGACCCGAAGCACCAGCCCUACCGAUUCGAGUCCACGCUCACGGUGCAGAACAACGGGAUCGAGAGGCUCAAGUCGUGGCAGGUCUAUGUAGGGUUCAAGCACGAUGAGGUGUUGGUUUCGGCGAGCAACGCGAUUUUGGCUGAUGGGUCGAGCUACCCUGCUUUGGUGGGGAACGGCACGGUUUUCGCUGGGUUUCCGAUGACCGACUUGAAGACGGCGAUUGAGACCGCCGGGGACUCGACUCAGACGUCUGUUGAGGUUAAGAUGCUCGGGACUCAGUUUGGGGUGAAGCCGCCGGCAAUUCCCUGGCCGGAGAAUAUUACGUUGGUUAAUGAUGGAUGGGCUUGUCCUGCUCCUUCCACUCUAGGGGGAGCAAUGUCUGUUUGUUGCAUAAAAGAUGAGAACGCCAAGAAGAACAUAACACUACUCGACGGUGAUUUCCUCCCUCGACAGAGCGGCGAUCUCACCAUUGCCUAUGAUGUGACCAAAGCAUAUGAUUCCAGCUACUGGGCACAAGUCACUCUCACGAACCAUAACCACUUGGGUCGUCUAGAUAACUGGAAGCUCAGCUGGGACUGGAUGCAGGACGAGUUUAUCUUCUCCAUGAAGGGCGCUUACCCUUCGAUUGUCGACUCCUCGCCUUGCAUAUUUGGGCCACAGGGUGAGUACUACAAGCAGCUGGACUUCUCCACUGUUUUGAACUGUGAAAGAAGGCCAACCAUCAUCGAUCUCCCACCAACAAAAUUCAACGACUCAACUGUCGGGAUGGUCCCCUUCUGCUGCAGAAAUGGGACAAUCCUGCCGCCAUCCAUGGACCCGAGCAAGUCAGUAUCUUCUUUCCAAAUGCAGGUCUUCAAAAUGCCACCAACUCUCAACCGGUCGGACCUUUCGCCUCCUCAGAACUGGAAAAUCAAUGGGACUUUGAACCCGGAUUACCAAUGUGGUCCGCCUGUGAGGGUUAGCCCGAGCGAGUUUGUAGACCCAAGUGGCCUCCCGUCGAACUCCACAGCUGUUGCCAGCUGGCAGGUGGUCUGCAACAUCACUCAACCUAAAGGAUCUUCGCCUCGAUGCUGUGUGUCAUUCUCUGCCUUUUACAACGACUCAGUCGUCCCAUGUAACACAUGUGCUUGCGGUUGCCCUAACCGAGCAGCUCAAACCUGUAGUGCUAGUGCUCCACCGGUUCUUCUCCCACCAAAUGCUCUCUUGGUUCCUUUCGACAAUCGGACCAUCAUGGCAAGUGCUUGGGCGAAUAUCAAGCACCGGCAGGUCCCUAACCCAAUGCCUUGUCCUGAUAACUGUGGGGUCAGUAUUAACUGGCAUAUUAACACUGAUUACAAUCGAGGAUGGAGUGCUAGGGUCACUCUCUUCAACUGGGCCGAGAUUCCUUUCCCUGAUUGGUUUGUUGCAGCAGAGAUGGAUAAGGCAGCUGGUGGGUUUGAGGCCAUGUACUCGUUUAAUGGAACGAUGUUGAAGAACUCCAACAGUACUAUAUUCAUGCAGGGUCUUCCAGGGUUGAACUAUCUUGUAGGUGAGACUGAUGGGUUGAACCCAAGUAAAGAUCCGCGAGUGCCUGGAAAACAGCAGUCGGUGAUCUCAUUUACUAAGAGGACUACACCAGGGAUCAAUGUGCCUUUAGGAGAUGGGUUUCCAACGAAAGUGUACUUCAAUGGUGAAGAGUGUUCGCUUCCUUCGGUGUAUCCGACGAGUGCUGUCAGCAGAAGGGCACCUGCAAGUAUCAUAUCUGUUAUCCUAGCAGCUCUGCUGGCAUCUAUAUUGAUGAAGGAGCUAUGCUAGCAACUUUGUGGGGAGAUGAGAUGAUUUUUUCAUUCUUUUUCUCGGGUUUUAGGCCACGCUGGAGAAGUCUUUGAAGAUGUGCAAACAAUUCGACACUGGUAAAUACUCUUGAGGUUAUGUUUGUUUGAAGGCUGGCGAUGAAUGGAUUUGUUAGGAGAGGAUAGGGUUCUCUAUCUGAAAACCCUUGUAGCUGAUAUCAGCACUUAGUCGCAGACAUACUGAAUCGAACCUAAAUGUACAACGGCGUGAUUACUCUCUGUAGAGAUGUUUCCAUGUUUGACAGGAUGUCUAGAUUGAUUCUUUGUGCUGCUCGUGCUACUCCUCAUACUACUGCUACUAUGUUCUACUUUCUUUGUAAGUUUUAUUCUAUGAUAGAGAUCAAUCUUGAACUGAUCAGUCUUUGUAUUAUAUAACUGUUUGUUACCUUUGGGGUGAAUCUUGAAUAUAUUUUGCCACAUAAUGAUGAAGUUUACUGCUUGACCAG
This is a messenger RNA of Linum tenue, 2904 nucleotides long. Lineage: Eukaryota; Viridiplantae; Streptophyta; Magnoliopsida; Malpighiales; Linaceae. The record is from the annotation of a GenBank genome assembly.